UUCCAUUCGCUCUUACUAGGUAGCUCCUAUCAUGAAAUGCAAGAACUGAAUUUCAGUAUAUCUGAUACCUGCGUCCCACCAUCUAUUUCUGUCUCUCAUACACUAUCGUCAUCAUCUUCAACUAUUAUUAUCUCCAUCAGUCUCCCAGAACAAACCACGUCUAUUUCCUUUCGCUGUCCUGCAAUAACACCAUACCACAUACCACUACGACCAGUUGUCCAACGGCAUCCGCGCCAACUUUCCUACUCAAACUCUGCGAUGCCUGAAGAUAGAGAAGUCGAAGACCAGCCCUGA
Molecule: messenger RNA, 294 nt
Organism: Periconia digitata
Lineage: Eukaryota; Fungi; Ascomycota; Dothideomycetes; Pleosporales; Periconiaceae
Source: the annotation of a GenBank genome assembly